GUAAGAAAGUUCACGAACUACGAACUAUGUGCUUGGAACGUGGGUUACCGAAGGAGGGCGCUAAAAACAAGUUGAUAAGUCAGUUGGAACUUUAUGAUCUCGAGAUAGCAAGCGUGAAGCAAGAGAGCAUGGAAGUCGACUGCGUGGACGUUCCUGUUCUUGCAUCAACUGCUUCUGAGGAGACUGGAUCAUUAUUACAUGAGGCAUCGACUCAAGAUGCGAUACAACCACCUUCACAACCAAAAUUCCCAGCGGUGCCUUCUCCACCUGAAUCGUCACAUUCCAUAGAAAACAACGAAGAAACUCUUGAAUCGGUUGACGAAUCUUUGGGGCAACGAGAUCAAUCAGAAGUGACAUCAUCAUUACCAGCCUCAGCCACAACAUCUCCAAUAGUUCAUCACGCUGCCAUUGAAGUGCCAACAUCCAUUAAUAACUUUCAACAAAAUCAAACUGCACCGUCGUUCGAGACGCCACCGUCAACUCGUCAGCCCACGUUACAUGAGUCAUCAUCGUGUCAAAAUUUUGUCUCGAAUGAAAUUGAUCAUGAGCUCUUCAAUCGAUUAAUAGCAGAAAGAAAGCAACUUUGCAUGAUUCAAAGCUCAAAUAUUCAUAGGUUAUACAAUAAGGGAGUCAUGAUAAAUCAAGCCCGUGGUGUGCAGUAUAAUUAUGACUUGCUGUUGAAGAUAAUUCAAAGUUCUUUGGUUUACAAUGACGGUGAGAUACCUUUAUGGUUAAAGGAGGCAUACGAUACCUCCGUUGGUACAUCAUAUUGGGAAGCAAGUGUGGUCAGCCCAGGUAUCGAUGCAGAUGAAAUAUUUUUAUUAAAAGACGAUGUUCAAAUGGUUCCAAUGGAAUUCAUUUUCUAA
Molecule: messenger RNA, 866 nt
Organism: Acaulospora morrowiae
Lineage: Eukaryota; Fungi; Glomeromycota; Glomeromycetes; Diversisporales; Acaulosporaceae
Source: the annotation of a GenBank genome assembly